GUCCUUCCCCGAUGAGGAGGGGCCCAAGCACUGGAGCCCCGCCCGCUACGAGCACGUGAUGAGGCUGCGCCAGGAGGCGCUGGAGGCCGCCCGGGCCAUGUGGGCCGAUUACCUGCUGGUGGGGGGUGCUGGAGUUGGGGGGGAUCUGAAUUUGGGGAGGGGUCCUGAAUGUGUCCCAGGUGUGUCCCAGGUGUUUUUUGUUCCUGGACGCAAUGUCCUGGUGAACCCUGACACACUGGGGGUGUCCCAGGUGUCACACAGCUGUGUCCCAGGUGUGUCCCAGGUGUGUCUCAGGUGUGUCCCAGGUGUGUCUCAGGUGUGUCUCAGGUUUGUCCCAGGUGUGUCCCAGGUGUCACACAGGUGUCACACAGGUGUGUCCCAGGUGUCUCAGGUGUGUCCCUGUCCCCAGUUCCUGGACGCAGACAAUGUCCUGGUGAACCCCGACACGCUGGGGGUGUCCCAGGUGUCACACAGGUGUCACACAGGUGUGUCCCAGGUGUCUCAGGUGUGUCCCUGUCCCCAGUUCCUGGACGCAGACAAUGUCCUGGUGAACCCCGACACGCUGGCCGUGCUGGUGGCCGAGAACAGAACCGUGGUGGCGCCGAUGCUCGACUCGCGCGCGGCCUACUCCAACUUCUGGUGCGGCAUCACCCCCCAGGGCUAUUACCGCCGCACGGCCGCCUACCUGCCGAUCCGGCGCCGGGAGCGCCGCGGCGUCUUCGCGGUGCCCAUGGUGCACUCCACCUUCCUGCUGGACCUGCGCCGCGAGCGCGCCCGCGACCUGGCCUUCCACCCGCCCCCGCCCGGCUACCGCGGCGCCCUGGACGACAUCCUGGUCUUCGCCGCCGCCUGCCGCCACGCCGGGGUGCAGAUGUUCGUGUCCAACCGGGAGCAGUUUGGGUUCCUGCCGGUGCCGCUGCGCUCCCAGAGCUCCCUGCGGGACGAGGCCGAGAACUUCCUGCACGUCCAGCUGGAGAUCAUGGGUGAGACCCCCACGGAUCCCCAGGGAUCCCCACGGACCCGGGGCCUCGGGAUCGGCCCGAGGGAUCCAGGGCUUUGGG
Molecule: messenger RNA, 1061 nt
Organism: Serinus canaria (Common canary)
Lineage: Eukaryota; Metazoa; Chordata; Aves; Passeriformes; Fringillidae
Product: procollagen galactosyltransferase 1-like
Exons: 9
Molecular function (GO): procollagen galactosyltransferase activity
Source: RefSeq, a predicted model, not a curated record